Aspergillus candidus is the source of this 753-nucleotide messenger RNA. RefSeq lists its product as uncharacterized. Bases 1 to 753 code for a protein of 250 amino acids. Lineage: Eukaryota; Fungi; Ascomycota; Eurotiomycetes; Eurotiales; Aspergillaceae. The transcript has a single exon. The record is from RefSeq and is a predicted model, not a curated record.
AUGGCAGGAAGACCUGGUGCCAUCGCCGACCCCAACUCCAAUGAUAACAGCCACGAUUACCCUGGUCUGCCAAUCCAGGACCCCAACCCCUCCGUCUGGUACAACACCACGGCUGAUCAAUCGAUCUCACCCCCGGGACCGUCCCACUUCAAUGGCCAAGCACCCAUGAUGCCCUACUUUGGGGAUGCUGGCAUGGGUUCCACGGGUGGUUCUUUGGUCACCACACUUCAACCUUGGCAUCAGCAAGGCCACAUGCCGUCGGAUUUGGGCGUCGACAUGAGGUCAACCGAUCCAGGCGGGAUGAGCUAUCCCCCUUCGAUGUCGCCUAGCGGUCCCAUCCAGACAUUCAGCGGUCACCUUCCUGGAGAUGUCUCUCCCACGAUAAGAGACAACUCCGCUAGCACCCAGGACGUACCACAGUGGUUUCGCCAGCCCGUUACUCGCCCAGUUAGCUCCGAGGGCGGCAACCAGCCCUUCCAGGACAAGCCUUGGUCCCCCUCUCCCCCCAGUCUUUCCCUUUCCCUGGAACCUUCCUCGCCUGACAGACUCCGGGGCAACAGCGGCCCGCAGCUUUCCUAUCUGCGAUGUGAAUGGACUGGCUGCACCUACCUGAAACCGUUCAACCGCAAAGGGGACCUUGUUCGUCACAUCACAACGCAGCAUAUUUCCCGCGGGCAAUUUGUCUGCGAGACAUGCAACAAGGCCUGCAACCGGUACGAUAAUCUGUGCGCACAUAGGCAGCGGCUUCACUGA